CAUUUCUUAAACAUGGACAGCUAAUGUCUGCUUGGUGCUACCCCUCUCCUCCUCCCUUCUCUCUCUCUCUCUCUCUCUCUCUCUCUUAAGUACAGACUAGACUAAGACGUAUAUUAAACCUUUGGAACACUAUCAAAUUGUGCCAUUUUCCUGCAACAAAUGACUGAAAGAACUUUCAUAGUGAUCUUUUUCUUCUGGGCUAUCCUCACAAUCGUCACACCUACACUUAUUCUCCUGUCAGAAUCUUCAAAACCUGACUGGAAAUCCAGUGUUGAUAGAAGUAGAGGAAUGGUCAAUGCUGGGAGAACGAGUGGAUACGCAGAGAUACAAUUGGCUAGAAAGGUUACACGAUCAGCACCAAUGGAGGAGGCACCAGCUCCUGCUCCAUUCCUGGAACCGGUCUUAAGGACCAGAUGGACUAAUUUGAGAAGGAUUUUUAAGAAAAGAUUAUGAGACUGGUAUUGCUCAAAGGUAUAUAUAUCUGAUGCUGCAUUGUCACGGCUAUGGAGGUUAAUUUAUUGAAUUUGAGGAUUUAAUCUUAUAGUUCGGUCAUUAAAGAAAGAAUAAAUGUAAAAGUGGACAUCAGAGAUGUAAUCUGUAGAUAUAUACUAGUGCUAUAUAGAAAUACAAUUGCCAGAAAGUGCUUGUCCUGUAAAUGGAGUCAAUUUUCACACCAAAAGGAGAGGCAGAUUUUCUUGUCUUUCUCUUUUUACUAGUUUAUAUGCAUUUGGUCACCGACAGAUUCUCUUCAGAAAAGAAUAGAACAUAAUCUCCAUAAAAAAGAAUCUAACCAAUGAAUCAUAGCUUAUUAUA
Molecule: messenger RNA, 813 nt
Organism: Ricinus communis (castor bean)
Lineage: Eukaryota; Viridiplantae; Streptophyta; Magnoliopsida; Malpighiales; Euphorbiaceae
Exons: 2
Coding region: 160-453 (97 amino acids)
Source: RefSeq, a predicted model, not a curated record